AUUCCCCUAGAACGUUGAUGGUGGAGGAAAGCUUCCGAUUGCGCUCUCCGUGGUGCUGAAAACAAUCUAGAGGACACUGUAUUGACACGGCGCUGUUGAUGGUACUGAAACCUCUGGGGGCAGGGGGGAACAUUGAAGAGGAGGUGCAGUGGAGAAGAGUCACCCAUUUGUGCUAUGUGCGAUCCUCCCACAUUUACUUUAAUUUACUCUUUCCAGCCCUGGAUGAAGUAGCUGAUGUAUUGGCACACAAAUAAUGAAAUGCUAGUGCUGCCUCUCUGCCAGAGUACGUAGCACAGUUAUCAGGGAUUCAAACUGGUGUGAGCACUGGUAAGGAUUCUAUGCAUAUGGGAUUUAUUGUCUUUGACGACUCUCUACCUCUAUAUACACAACCACAGCAAAACAAUCCACACCAGAUAAGGAUUAUAUUUACAUUAGACUUUCAAUCAAGUCUCCUUCGAAGUACCAAUGGUUUUGCUUGUCAUUUUGCUAAUGGAUUCUUCAUCUCUAAGAGGACCUUUUAGUUCAGCCUCACAACUUCUGUUCUUUUAAGAAACCCAUGGGCUUCAGGUAGACACUCAAUCAUCUCUCUUUUUUUCUGGCUCUGUUUCUUCCCGCCUCACCCACUGAUAUACAUAUACAGUGUCUCUCUCCUCUCUCACAGACACACUUUCUCUUACACACAUUCACACACACACACACACACACACACACACACACACACACACACACGAAGAUUUUGACUCGUCCUUUUAUCUGGAUGAACAACAUUAUUUUAUGGAAAAAAGCUUGAAAUGGAACCAAUAUGAUCCACCUUCAAGGCUUGUAAGGGCAUCCUUGUUAAUCUGGUGAAAGACACUUGAAAUCUUUACAGAAAUGGAGUCGGUAAAACAAAGGAUUCUAAAUCCUGGGAAGGAGAAACUGAAAAGUCUUGCUGGGAAAUCACUCGGUCAGAUCUAUAGAACCCUAGAAAAAAAGCAGAAGCCAGAGGACAAUAUCGAGUUGACGGAAGAUGGCAAACCCUUGGAAGUGCCCGGGAAGAAAGCACCUUUGUGCGACUGCACCUGCUUCGGGUUGCCUCGGCGAUACAUCAUCGCUAUCAUGAGCGGACUGGGUUUCUGCAUUUCCUUUGGAAUCCGCUGUAACCUUGGAGUAGCCAUCGUGGACAUGGUCAACAACAGCACCAUCCACCGAGGGGGGAAAAUCAUCAAAGAGGAAGCGAAGUUCAACUGGGACCCAGAAACGGUCGGCAUGAUCCAUGGCUCCUUUUUCUGGGGGUAUAUAAUCACGCAGAUCCCCGGGGGCUAUAUUUCAUCCAGGCUGGCAGCUAACAGGGUCUUUGGUGCAGCGAUACUACUGACAUCUACCCUCAACAUGCUAAUACCAUCUGCUGCUCGGGUGCAUUUUGGAUGUGUCAUCUUUGUCAGAAUCUUGCAAGGCUUGGUUGAGGGUGUAACUUAUCCAGCUUGCCAUGGAAUAUGGAGCAAGUGGGCUCCUCCUUUAGAGAGAAGUAGAUUAGCAACUACAUCUUUCUGUGGAUCCUAUGCAGGUGCAGUCAUUGCAAUGCCAUUGGCUGGGAUUUUAGUGCAAUAUACAGGAUGGUCUUCUGUGUUCUAUCUGUAUGGAAGUUUUGGCAUUGUCUGGUAUAUGUUUUGGAUUUUGGUGUCGUAUGAGAGUCCUGCAAAGCACCCUACAAUUACAGAUGAGGAGCGCAGAUACAUAGAAGAAAGCAUUGGAGAGAGUGCUAAUCUUCUAGGAGCAAUGGAAAAAUACAAGACUCCAUGGAGAAAAUUUUUUACUUCUAUGCCGGUCUAUGCAAUCAUUGUUGCAAACUUCUGUAGAAGUUGGACUUUUUAUCUGCUCCUUAUUAGUCAACCUGCUUACUUUGAAGAGGUGUUUGGAUUUGAAAUAAGUAAGGUGGGAAUGCUGUCUGCACUGCCACAUUUAGUGAUGACCAUUAUUGUGCCUAUUGGGGGACAAAUUGCAGAUUUUCUAAGAAGCAAGCAAAUUCUUUCAACCACUACAGUCAGGAAGAUAAUGAACUGUGGAGGGUUUGGAAUGGAAGCAACCCUUCUCUUGGUAGUUGGAUAUUCUCAUACUAGAGGUGUGGCCAUUUCUUUCCUUGUUCUUGCUGUGGGGUUCAGUGGAUUUGCUAUAUCUGGAUUCAAUGUCAAUCAUUUAGAUAUUGCUCCGAGGUAUGCCAGUAUCUUAAUGGGGAUUUCAAAUGGAGUUGGAACAUUGUCUGGGAUGGUGUGCCCAAUAAUUGUUGGAGCAAUGACAAAAAACAAAACACGUGAAGAAUGGCAGUACGUCUUUCUUAUUGCUGCUUUGGUCCAUUAUGGGGGAGUCAUAUUCUACGGAAUAUUUGCUUCAGGAGAAAAGCAACCUUGGGCAGACCCUGAACAGACGAGUGAAGAAAAAUGUGGCUUCAUUCACGAAGAUGAACUUGAUGAAGAAACAGGGGACAUUACUCAGAAUUAUGUAAAUUAUGGUACCACUAAAUCUUAUGGUGCUACAACCCAGAUUAACGGUGGCUGGCCAGAUGGCUGGGAGAAGAGAGAAGAAUUUGUACAAGAAGAAGCACAAGACUCAUAUAGUUACAAGGAAGGAGAGGAUUAUUCAUAACAGGCCUAUGUUGGGUAUAUUUUGUAGUGUUUGUGAUUUAUUCAUUGUGACUGUUUACGCACGCGUGCACCACACACACACGGACACCAAUGUGACAUAAACAUGUAAACACAUAUCAGACAAGAAGGUCUUACUAUAAAAACCAAGAAAUACUACCAUUCAAGUGCAAUCUGUAUGAGUUUGUGACAUUUCAUCACUUCCAUUUGGGUGUCUCCAUGCUAUAGAGUUUUAAGGGUUAUCUGGUCAAAACUGCACAGGAAACUAGGUCUUUGCAGUAUAAAUGAGUGAGAAACUCAAAACUAAGGAAAAGCACAACUACCAUGCAAGUUGGGACAUCAAAUGUUCAGUUUAGAAAGCCGAAACUUCUUGAUCAUUUAAAAAUGCACUUACAUAUCGUAUUGAAAGAGAACAAAACAUUGUUUGUGUGUAGGUUUACUUGGUACAAUGUAAGAAAUGUAUGGUUGAUCAAAAUCAAGUAUUUCUUAUCGAGUAAGACUUCCAUUUUAGCCCCAGUUCAAGUCCUUUAAAGAGAAUUAAAUUGAGACUUUACAGAGCAGUCUAAAAUAUAAUGUUUAUUAUGAUUAUAUAUCGUCAGGCUAUUUUAUUUUUGUUAAUUGGUUGCUUUCAUUGAACAUUUAGGCACAAACUUUUCAUUUCUGUUAUUUGCAGGCCAAUACAGCAGUUGUUUGUGUCAGGUUAUUCCUGAUAGCUAUCAACCAGUAAAUAUAUAUAAAUAGAUAUAUAUUUAGCCUGACCUUCCAUGCAGAAUAAAUAAGCAAGAUGAAAGAGUAUUUCUUAUAGUUAUUGUUUGUAUAAAUUACUAGCCAUAAUAAAUCUUAUGUUCACCCAGACAAAUCCAAAGAAAAAUAUACUGCAGACACAUAGCCCUAGAAGAAACAAGUAUUUCUUUGAAAGCCUUUUAAAGUAAAUGCAAGAAAAGGAAAAAUAAAAUAAUUAUUUGUUUAAUCCUGGAUAGUUUUUCAUGUUUUCAGAGGUUGUGCCACAAUUCUAUAAAUAAAGUCAUAGUUUAUUGCAGAUGCUGUAUAAUGAUAGAAAAUAGUGCUAUUUUAAAGAUUUCUGAAUUUUAAAAUAAAUUCUAUUUGUCUUGCAAACCAAUAGAACUAUAAUGGACCCACAGAGUAGGAACAGCCAUUUCCAUAGUGAGCCCAAAGUGGCAAACCACAGGGGAUGGGCUGCAGAAGAGGGUAACUUUUACAGUGCUCAAGUGCAAUUCUAAUUUCUCCAAAUCCAAUGGGAGGUUGGGCCCUGGCUUCACUGGGGUAUGGAUUGCAGUUUUGUGUCUUGUCCAGAAACCCGAGACCAUGGAAGAUCUCUAGGAGGCCCACCAAGCUUUUGCAUGUGCAGGCUUGCAUUUGCUACAGUUGAGGAGCAAGUCAGAAUAUGUGCAUCUGUUAUGUGCGUGUGGACCUGCCAUUCCCAUUGAAGUGACUAGGGAAGCCCAAGAAAAUGAGCUCCGUGAAUGUGGAGCUCUGGAUCAAGGCCUUGUAUUUCUUAGAACGUUCUUCUAUAAGAAUUGUAAUGUUAGUGUACCAAGCAAUAAGUGCCAUGUACUAUUAAGUGCAUGAUCUUUUAAUCUUUGUUACCAUCACUACUGAGCUUGCAGUAGAUCCUUGAGACAGUUUGGGUUAAUACAUUUUACAAAAGCAAAACAGACAGGACUAAUCAACAAUAAAAAGUUCAUUCUGCUACUAGACCACUUAAUGCUCUAAAAAAAAGUAUCCAUUUGCCAGCUCCAAUGAAAUGAUUAGUGUUGUAUGUUAAAAAGCCAUUUCAGGUUUUUUGAUCUGCUCCUUGUAUUGUGCUAGUAUUUUAAGGCCCUGCUAUUGCAAUAUACAACUCAAGGAUCUUCUCCACCUCCUCUUUUCUCCUUCUUCCCAACCCUCCCCUCCUUCUUUUCUUGUACUAAACUUACCCCUACUUUUAUCUGGAGAGAGAGAAAAAAGUCAAUUACACAUUUUGCUUUGUGCCUCAAAGUGAUGUAAAAUGUGGCCAUAGCUUUUGCUGUGAAAAGAUGUGGACUGUGUCACUUUUGUUGCUGCUAAAAAAAGUGUUAAUAAAUGCUCUAUUUAUCCUUUUAUAUAUAAAGAAAAAA
Molecule: messenger RNA, 4735 nt
Organism: Crotalus tigris (Tiger rattlesnake)
Lineage: Eukaryota; Metazoa; Chordata; Lepidosauria; Squamata; Viperidae
Gene: SLC17A6
Product: solute carrier family 17 member 6
Exons: 12
Coding region: 874-2622 (582 amino acids)
Biological process (GO): neurotransmitter loading into synaptic vesicle; regulation of synapse structure or activity; transmembrane transport
Cellular component (GO): excitatory synapse; synaptic vesicle membrane
Molecular function (GO): L-glutamate transmembrane transporter activity; neurotransmitter transmembrane transporter activity
Source: RefSeq, a predicted model, not a curated record